Molecule: messenger RNA, 2732 nt
Organism: Carassius gibelio (silver crucian carp)
Lineage: Eukaryota; Metazoa; Chordata; Actinopteri; Cypriniformes; Cyprinidae
Product: liprin-alpha-3-like
Exons: 7
Coding region: 1797-2696 (299 amino acids)
Biological process (GO): synapse organization
Cellular component (GO): presynaptic active zone
Source: RefSeq, a predicted model, not a curated record
AUAUAAAACAUUGGCUAUAUACAUCACAAAUUAUUAGCAUUUUUGUAGAAGACAGGUUUUCUCCAGUUCAUGGAUUAUGGGCUUUCUGAGCAGAGUUUGAAGCUUUCCAGAUGCUGUCGAGGGUUGCUAUGUAAAUAGGCUACUAUUUUUACUAUUCAAAAUAUAAAUGUUUCGACGGCAUUUUCAUAUGUUUCAAAAGCUAAAAAUAAGUUAUAUUGGACGUGUGUGUUAUUAAAUUCAGGUAGGGUGCGCUAAAUAUGAACGUGAGGUAACAGCUCGUGCAUAGGUCGAUCUUGAUUAUGCAUUUUAAAAUAUCAGAUGUAAUCACAGAAACAUUAUGUUUUGUUAAAAAUGCCUUUAAGAUGUUUAACGGCUUGUUGUACUAGACGUGAAAAAUUACUAUUUAAGAUGCACAAGAAGAAUAUGCUGGUGUCGCCAGAUACGUCGACUGGAAAGGAAUAUUAUGCAAAAUAUUAUUUUACCUUAAACACAAUUUAAAAAAAAACAAAAACAAUAAAAGCCACACUUGAGUGAACAUGCAAUCCAACGCUGAAAAAAAAAACGGUAUGUGAUAAUUGUUAACAAGUACGGAUGCGCAAUACCGACAGCCCCCGGUAGAGGGAGUGGAUGUGACGACACACAGAGAGAGACUCAGUGGUACCCCAGGACCGAUGACCAUUUGGACCUUUUGCCUAUGAACACGUCCAUCCUCUUACGCGAGGAAAGGUGCUGGACCGUGUCAUUUACAGACAUGAUAUCUCACAGUCACAGUGGCCCCAGCAACAGCUCGUGUUUGUGAUCGCUGAAGAAGGCGCGAGUGUUUCUUUAAGAGCCAGCACCUUUACAUCGAGAGGGAGGGGGAGAGAGAGAGAGAGAGGGAGAGAGAGACUGGGGCUCUCUGUGGAUAGAUAGGUGUAACGUUUGCUCGCUCGGUGCCGUCGUUACAUGUGUGAGAAAGAGGGAAGGGGGGAGGCAAUAACUGGGCACCCGAAAGCGCUGCGCUCCGAUGGGGUCGACGGGGAUGAAAUGAUGCUGAUGAUGAGGAUGAUGUCUAGCGUUUACUCUCGACGAUGACAACGCUCUCCUUUACUUGAAGUUCAAACCCAUUGGGUAGAAGACUUUCCUCCAUGCCCACUCUUCCUUUUACCCAAUCCAGUCCCUGCGACCCAGCGACUUUCCCCUCCUGCUUUCUCCUGCCACUGUUGUCCCACCUGAGACCACGUCCUGCUGCUCCUCCCAAACGCACCCGAGCCAAGGAUUUUGAACAGCACAUACUAAGAGCCAAUCAGGAGCCUUGAAGCCAUUCAGGAAAUAGCAACACAACUCAUGAAUCUACCUGAGCACUGAGGAAAAAAUAAAGGAAAGAAAGCUGUGGAUGAUUAACUCAUUGUCAAGAAGACAACGCAGAUAAACUGGCAGUACGUGUCUACCCUUGAAGAAGAGCACAGCGAUUAGGAGUUUCCACCAAGAAAGCUUGAAUAGUGGGUGAAUUCAAACAGACACAUUUACUGAUGGACAGGACAUAGAGGAAAAGAAACUGCACGCAUAAUAUAGCAUACCUGCAAUACUCACAGUCCCACACACAUUACAGACUGUUAAGGCACAUCUACACAUCCUAGACAUCCACAUAUGAAUGACAAGUUGUUUAUCUCUUUGCCGUAGGCUCUCAGGCACACAAACACCAUCAGAUUCACGGUCCCACACUGUGAUUCUCGCAAGUUCCUCUUUGCAAACUUGUAGGGCCAAGACAUUCACACACUCGCCCUUAAACUCUCGCACCUGUUCACGGCCUCAAGAUGAUGUGUGAGGUGAUGCCCACCAUCUCAGAGGACGGCCGGGGUGGUGGAGGAGGCCCGUCCUCUCCUGCUGGAGGUGGUGGGGGUAUGGUGGGCGGCGCAGGGGGCAUGGGUGGUGGCUAUGGGGGUCGGGAGGCCCGCGGUGGAGAUGAGGGCGGGAGCACUGGAAAUCUGGAGUCUCUGAUGGUAAACAUGCUGACGGAGCGAGAGCGGCUGCUAGAGAGUCUCAGAGAGACCCAGGAUAGUCUCGGCACGGCACAGCUACGUCUGCGAGAGCUGGGUCACGAGAAGGACUCGCUACAGAGACAACUCUCCAUCGCACUGCCUCAGGAGUUUGCGGUGUUGACCAAAGAGCUGAAUGUAUGUCGGGAGCAGCUGCUGGAGAGAGAAGAGGAGAUUGCUGAGCUCAAGGCGGAGAGGAACAAUACACGGCUGCUGCUGGAGCACCUGGAGUGUCUGGUGUCUCGUCAUGAGCGCUCUCUGAGGAUGACUGUGGUGAAGAGGCAGGCUCAGUCUCCUGCUGGAGUCUCCAGCGAGGUGGAGGUGCUCAAGGCCCUCAAGUCCCUAUUCGAACACCAUAAAGCCCUGGACGAAAAGGUGCGUGAGAGAUUGCGUGUGGCUUUAGAGAGAGUUUCUGUUCUAGAAGAAGAGCUGGAAGCGUCCACAAAUGAGGUUCUGUCUUUACGGGAUCAGAUUAAAAGGAGAGAGCGGGGUUUGGACAAUGGAAAGGAGCGUCUCCCGAAUGGCCCCUCCUCCAUCUUGGAUGAUGGCGAGAUUGACAGACAGAGAGAGGGAGAGAUCGAGAGACAGAGAGGAGAGCUUUCACAGUUAAAAGAAAGACUGGCACUCAUGUGCAGACAGGUUAGUGUUGCACUGCUGCCUGUAGAGCAGGCAUUUUAAGGAAUCGUUGGCACACUCUCAACAAGGCAAGUUGAU